Caenorhabditis sp. 36 PRJEB53466 is the source of this 4418-nucleotide messenger RNA. Lineage: Eukaryota; Metazoa; Nematoda; Chromadorea; Rhabditida; Rhabditidae. The record is from the annotation of a GenBank genome assembly.
AUGGAGCGUCCUCCUUUCAAUUUCAACACAGCGUCCAGCACGAGCGGUUCGAAGCAGCCCGGUAAUUCGUCAUCAUUCGAAAAGAAAAGGAAUAUUUUGAAUUUUAGCACCAGGCGCGUUCGGAUCCGCUCUUCCGAAGCAGACGUUCGGAGCCUCACUCUUUGGGAAGCCAUCACUGCUCGCAGCUGCAGCGAAGAAGGAAUCAGAGAAGCCUGCUGAAAAGAAUGAGCCCGGGCCGAGCAGUUCUCUGGCGAGUCGUCUCACAAUUCCUUCAAGAGGAAAAGAAUUUUCAUUCAAAGGAAAAGGAGAUAUAUCUGACUCAAGUAACUAAUUCAUAUUUUGACACUUCGAGCACUCUUUUUUCAGAUUUCCCACAAGAAAAUCAAUUCAAAAAGUCAGCAUUUGCCAAAUUUCCAAAGAGAAAACUGAGAGAAGGAGCUCCAGAAGGCAUGACAAUUCUCGAUCUGUAUUCGAUUUAAUGCUCUUUUUUGCAGAAAACGGACCCAAAACACAAAGGAAUCCUUUUGACUCGAAGCCCAUUCGUCCAGGUCUUCAAGCGCCUAUAUUCUCUGUGAUAGGGAAAAAGGAGCCAGAAGCGAAAAGUCUGUUCGGAAAACCAAUUAGUGAUCAGGAAGGCGUUGACGAAGUCUGCACUUUCCAGCAAUUUUCAGCUUAAUUGAAAUCCGAUUCAGACUGACUAUGCAGUGAAAACCGACUUACCGGUGUCUAUGUUCGGAAUUCCCUUGUCUACGUCGUCUUCAUCCCUCAAAAGCAUCGGAUCCAUGCCCUCGUUUCCACCAGCACCUGCUCUCAAAGCUUUUGGUAAGUAAAUUGACCUUAGGGUUGUUUAGUUGAGCCAACAUUUUAGGAGAUAAAUUAUGGAAGCCUUCAAAGCCGAAGAGGGAAUCUCCAGGACCAGAAAGUCGUCUUCCAAAGCCGUCAGGAUCAGAUGAAUCAAAAUUAAUUCAAAAACUAGCCAGUCUGACCGGACAAGUGUGCCCAGGUGACUACGAGAAGUACGUUCUUCUGGACGAAAGGGACAAAAUACUGUGUCAGUUACGAGAGGUGAGGGGCAUUCUCAGUUGUCUUGUAACGAAAAUCUUUCAGAUCGACAGUGCACUGAUUCGAAGACUCGAAAGAUGUCAAGAAAUGUGUACGGAGAAGGAACGUUAUCAACGGAUAGUUCAGAAGGGAGUCUCCCCGUUCGAAUGCGACGAGUCUGAGAUGGUUUCCCACGAGAUGAUGGUCAAACAGUACGCGAGAUCGGCUGCAGAUCAAGAGAGACCUCUUCCACACGAGCUCCGAUCUGAAAAGAUUAUGAAUUACACAAUGUGCUAUCUCCUUCACAAUGUAAAUUUCGUAUGGUCUGUUAAUCAAUUUAAUUUAUUUAGAUUCUCGACGAAUUCCCGGAUAGUGUGGAGAAGCGAACGGCCUGGUACAUGUUCCUGUGGAGCCGUACUCGGGCUCUCCGAAAGGAAGUCACUCAGCUGUCAAUGUCGGACACUAUGGCUCUGAAUCUCGUGGAACGUUGUACUCGACUGCAUAUUCUUUUCGGUUACGUUCUUUGCGAUCUCGAAACCGAACACUUCGACGCGGCCAUGAACAACGAGACACUGGGAAAGUGCCUUCAAACUCUUCGACACUUUUAUGAAGACUUCUCGAAAAGAGGAAUUCCGUGCGAGAACGAGCCGGAAUUCCGUUCGUACGACGUUAUGCUUCACAUGAACGACACAAAUGUGCUCUCCCAAGUGCUCUCCUACCGGAGCGAGGUCCGUCAGUCUCAGCCAGUCCGACUCGCUCUCCAGCUAGCGGCCUCCUUCCGAGACAAGAACUUCUGUCGUUUCUUCCGGUUGUUAAAGAAAGAGGCAACGUUCCUGCAGUGCUGCGUGUCCCAUAAACUGUUCGCCGUGACCAGAAGCAACGCCAUUUUGAUUAUGACGAACGCAUACAACAGGUCCAUGUUCCCACUGGAAAAACUGAGAGAUACUCUCGCAUUCGACUCCAUCGAUGAUCUCAUCGUCAUGUUAAAUCUGUACGGACUGCACACGGAGUCAGGAAGUGACCAAGUGAUGCUGAACAAGGACUUCCUCUCACUCAAUGAGAUCUCUCCUCUCCAGCCUUAUCAAUGGAUUAACGAUAAGAACACCGGAAAAAUGAGUCAGGUGGUUUAUGGAGGCGACCUUUACCAAUUUUUCGCCUCUCAAUGUGAUGUCUCCAACUCAUUCAAUUAUCGGAACGAGUACGCACACGAUAAAGUGCUGGAAGCAGUGCUCGACGGAUCGAAUAUUCCCCUGCUGACCGAGCCGGCAACAUUCUCAUUCACACAAUCGGCCGGAUCUCUGUCAAUGCAGGCUUCGAUUGAGCAGAAACGGAAGAUGGAAGCGGAAAGAAUCAAAGUGGGUUAGAAUCACAUUCACAUGCACUUUGUCGAGUAAUUUCAGAGGCAAGAAGAGACGAAGAAAGAGCAGCUGAUACAAAAACUGAUGGACGGCGUUGUUGACAGUGUCUUUCUGGGAAUUGCAGAAGAAGAGACGAUGAAAUGGAAAAUGGUACGAAAGAAGAUGAAAGCAAUGGAAGACGCCAGGCGAAUGAGAGAAGAGGCGGAGAGGAAGAUGCUGGAAAAAGAGAGAAAGAGGAAGGAUCAGGAAGAAGAAUUGGCGAGGAAGUUGGCGAAGAAGAUCGAAAAAGAGGCAGCCGAAUGGCGAUUAGAGAGAAUUGUACAGCAACAAAUCGACGUUGAGAGGGCGAAAAGAGAAAAGGUUUUGGCUGAGAAGUUGACGGAGAAGUUCUGGAAAGAAAUGCUGAAAACUGUCGAUCACCACGUGCUGAGCAUCUGCGAGGAGCUGGUCGAUGAGAAGGAGACAGUAAUGGAAGGAUUGGAAACUUUCCGAGGUCGGAUGUCGAAUCAAUGGCUGCGGCAGUUCUGGGAUCGGUGGAGAGAAUGGGUGCAGAUAAAGAAGGAGGCAAAGAGACGGAGGCUAGAAAUGGUGCAGAAGUGCAUUCCGAGAUGGGAGUCCGAAGGUGAGAAGGCCUCCGGGAGACAAAGGCUCAUAAUGAAAUGUUGCAGAAGUCGGUCAGGAUCUCGUGAGGAGGUACGUGAUGACUGCGGACUCUCGGAUAAAGUCUAUUCUAAAUCAUCCGGCUGAUUCCAUACAAUUGACAGUCUUCAAAAGAAACCGAUUGGAUAGGAUUGCACAGAGAACUAUCGGCCAAUGGAGAAGGUUCACGAAAGAGAGAAAGCGAAGAAAACGAUUGGCAGUGGAGCAACAACGAAGGGAAAACGAAUUCUUCAGACGAUUCGAGCACAGUGAGAAGAUCGAGACACGGUUUAAGUUCGAAGAGCCGGAGGAUUGGAUGAGGGCGAAACGGACGAAAAAAAAAGGUUCCAGCGAGAGGAGACCGUUGAAAGGUAGGCGAAAGAAUAAGGGGAUCGAGUCUGAAUUGGUGUAGUUCCAGAAAGUCAGAGCUUUUCCUCGUUCCUUACGGAAAACUCGCUGAUAGUCGCACGAAAGCAACUGGAAGACUGGGAGCCGGAUAUAGAGAUUCCGAGCGAACUGAAGGAGAAACUGAAAAGGAAAAGGGAAUCCUUCGAGAAGAUUUGUCAGAAUCACUCGCUGAAAAAGAAAAAGGACGGCGAAGAACUUAGUAGUCGUGAGUUGAAAAUCACCAUUUGAAAUGAGAGCCAUCGGCGAUUUCAGAAGCCAAAACGAACACUGAGCACCUAGACAAAGUAAGUGGAGCGGCGGAUGAACUGCUGGAUGAGACCGUCCGGUACACUGCGGAUCUCGAUCGGAUGAUGGACGAGCUGAAAGCGAGACGAGUCAACGACUUGUGAACUGUCUCCUUCCGAUCACAAAACUCUGUAUUAUAAUAUUCUUGCUUCUUUUUUAAAUACUUAUUUCAACCCGAUUUCAUCGUUUACUUUACGUCAUUGCUCAGCGAAAUACAUGUUCUUUUUACUGGUCACGAUGGGCGGGUCGAACAGAAGCAAGUGUCAAUAUUUUGACGGCGGCUCGGCAUCGAGUUUCAAUUGAAAGAGGGCAUGUUUGGCAACAAACUCCACGGUAUAAAAAGACACGUGGAAGAUGGGAAAAAGAGAAACAUGCGCAGGAUUCUGGUACUUUUUCUGUUCGCUUCGGCCGUCAGCGCAGUCAGUUUUUGUGCGAGAAUUCCCAAAAUGUGUCGUUUGUUCUUCAGUUCUGGCCGUUUUCAAGUGGCGAGACGACUACGGUCAAACCUCGUUCCAAUGUGACGUCAUCUUCGAACCACACGGAUUCAGACGUCGUUCCGAUCACUCACAUCCAGCGGACUACGGUAGGGAUACUGUAGUCUCGAGUGAAAUUAUUGCAGUUUCAGCCGCGGAACACAAGAACAACUGGAAGGACUGGAAGGACGACGACGACUUCUGCGACCAUUAA